CACACCAGCAGCGGCGGUGGCAGGCCUGGCCCCGCGCCUGCUGGCCGGGCGCCCCAGGAGGGAGAGAGGGCGGAGGAAGAGGGGAAGAAGGAGGAGGAGAGGAGCAGUCAGCAGGCCCGAGGAGGCAGGACUUCCUGGUGUGGGGGUUGUCAACAGCCCAGAAAGAGGGAGACAGUGAGACACAACCAAAAGGAGCUGAGCACCCGAAAGGCUCAUUGGUGCCGCGCGGAAGAAGACUUGGGAGACCCACUCGCUCCGACCACCGAAGUGGCUCCACCUGGAGGAUCAGGGGGCUGAGCCGCCCCCUCCCGCAUCAGCCCAGAGACACUUGGGGCUUCAGAGGCCGCGCUUGGGCUCCACCAAGGAGGCGGGGGUUCCUUCUUUUCCGGAGCGCAAACUUUCCACGGAGAUGCCUUGCGGGGUGAGGUGCAGCCCCCGAAGAGGAGUGGACAGCCUCUGAUCGCCGCCUGGACUCCCCGCGCUGCUGGGGCCAAGAGGCCCCAGGGAAAGGGCAGCCCGACAUCUUAGGCGGCCGGGACCCCCGGCCCAGCUUGUUGGCGGAGGCCGAGAGUUUGCAAACUCAGCUCUGGAGUUCGACAGCGACAGCAGCAGGAAAAACCUGCCCCUGCUCCCCCUUUUCACCGCCUCCCCUACCCUGUUCUCCCUUUACCACCCAGGCACCCCCAGUUCCUGCAAGGCCCUCUCGCCAUGUCGGACCCAGACGUCCCCAGGGGCCCUGAUGUCCCCACCAUGUGGCUCCCCUGUUCCAGGGGUGCCUGAGCCCCUUCGAAGAGCCACUACUGCCCUGUCCCCCGCCCACUUUGGCCCUAUCCUGAGCCCCAGGGACCAUGAGUGGGGGCAAGAAGAAGAGUAGUUUCCAAAUCACCAGCGUCACCACGGACUAUGAGGGCCCCGGGAGCCCUGGAGGUCCAGAUUCCCCUGCCUUGCCGGUCCCCACUGGACCCCCACCCCGCCUGCCCAACGGGGAGCCCAACCCCGAGCCAGGGGGCAAGGGCACCCCCCGCAAUGGCUCCCCGCCACCUGGAGCCCCUGCCUCCCGUUUCCGGGUGGUGAAGCUGCCACAGGGCCUGGGAGAGCCUUAUCGCCGUGGCCGUUGGACGUGUGUGGAUGUUUACGAGAGAGACCUGGAGCCCCCUAGCUUUGGUCGGCUCCUGGAGGGGAUUCGAGGGGCCUCAGGGGGCACUGGGGGCAGAUCUUUGGAUUCCAGGUUGGAGCUGGCCAGCUUGGGCCUGGGCGCUCCUAUCCCACAGCCAGGCCUGUCUCAGGGUCCAACCUCCUGGCUUCUCCCACCUCCCACCUCCCCUGGACCUCAGGCCCGCUCCUUCACUGGAGGGCUGGGCCAUCUGGCAGUGCCUGGCAAGGCCAAGGUGGAAACACCCCCUCUGUCAGCUUCCCCACCCCAGCAGCGCCCCCCAGAGCCUGGGGCUGGGGAUAGCAGCGUGGGCACAUCCCGGGCCGCCACGCCCCUGUCCUCACUGAGGAUGGAAGUGGAGGCAGGGGUCUCAGCAGCUGGGACUCCUCCACUGUCCCGAACUAAGGAUGGAGCCCUGCGGCUGAGGAUGGAGUUGGUUGCUCCAGAGGAGAUGGGGCAGGUGCCCCCAUUCGACUCUCGCCCCAGCUCCCCGGCCCUCUACUUCUUCCCUGAUGCCAGUCUGGUUCACAAGUCUCCAGACCCCUUUGGAGCAGCAGCAGCCCAGAGCCUAAGCCUGGCCCGAUCCAUGCUGGCCAUCAGUGGUCAGCUGGACAGCGAUGAUGAUAGUGGCUCCGGAAGCCUGGUUGGCAUUGACAACAAGAUCGAACAAGCCAUGGACCUGGUGAAGUCCCACCUCAUGUUUGCGGUCCGAGAGGAGGUAGAGGUGCUGAAGGAGCAGAUCCGGGACCUGGCUGAGCGGAAUGCUGCACUGGAGCAGGAGAACGGCCUGCUGCGUGCCCUGGCCAGCCCAGAGCAGCUGGCCCAGCUGCCCUCCUCAGGGGUCCCAAGGCUUGGGCCCCCUGCACCCAAUGGGCCCUCCAUCUGAGCCUCCCUUCCCUCACAAUGUGCCUUUGGGGGCUGCCACAGCUGCCAGGCCUUGUGCCAGCUGCCUGCCCCCUCUUCCUAUGCAGCUUUAAUUCCCCCUGAUCCCUGGGGAUGGGAGUUGAAGGCUCAGAAUUAGCCUGUUCCCUGACCCUUCCUCCAUCUCCCCAUUGUGCCCAGGGAUUGGGCUGCGGCAUCCUUGGGCCUUGAUGGAGGAGGGAGGGCCUCAGGAUGGGGUGUUAGAUGGAGCGCUCUGCUCCCUCCCUAGGUAUCAGUGUUCUGGGAUCCCGAGCAGUAGAUGGCUUGAGGGAAUUGGAGGCUUCCUGGCAGACACCCCAUCCUCACCUUGUUCCCUGGAAGUGUCCCCUCUUCUCUGCCCAGGGGAGGGAGUAUGGACAAUAUCUGGAAGUUCUGGGAUUCAGGUUGUUAUUAAAAUAAUAAUUAUAAUAAAAAAAUCUGAAGAAACUUGAAUCUGGAAGUUGGCAUCUCAUUGCUUGUGUCCAGACUGGGAGCCUGCACCAGCAAUUUCUACUGUGGGAAAGGGACUAAGGCUAUAGGCUUCCCAGAAGAUCUUGCCCAAACUGGGGAGGUUCAAUGUGGCUCAGAGUGGUCAAAAGAGAUGUUGGAAAGGGAGCCAGUGGCCUGCCAGGUCCUGGGAAGGGGCAGGCAAGGCAA
Molossus molossus (Pallas's mastiff bat) is the source of this 2710-nucleotide messenger RNA. It is a transcript of the gene TSC22D4, whose product is annotated as TSC22 domain family member 4. Lineage: Eukaryota; Metazoa; Chordata; Mammalia; Chiroptera; Molossidae. Gene Ontology annotation, biological process: response to osmotic stress; regulation of transcription by RNA polymerase II. The record is from RefSeq and is a predicted model, not a curated record. The transcript is spliced from 5 exons. Bases 849 to 2039 code for a protein of 396 amino acids.